Messenger RNA from Rhodamnia argentea, 814 nucleotides. RefSeq names its product ethylene-responsive transcription factor ERF021-like. Bases 61 to 618 code for a protein of 185 amino acids. The transcript has a single exon. Gene Ontology annotation, molecular function: DNA-binding transcription factor activity; DNA binding. Gene Ontology annotation, biological process: regulation of DNA-templated transcription. The record is from RefSeq and is a predicted model, not a curated record. Lineage: Eukaryota; Viridiplantae; Streptophyta; Magnoliopsida; Myrtales; Myrtaceae.
CUUUUAACUUCUUUAGUCAUUAACCCAAUCAUACUGAGGUAUAACUCUUACUUACCGAGCAUGGAGGAUGCAGGAAGCAGCCGCGGAGGCACCAGCUCGUGCUACCGAGGCGUCCGGAAGCGGAAGUGGGGGAAGUGGGUGUCCGAGAUCCGCGAGCCCGGGAAGAAGACGAGGAUAUGGCUCGGCAGCUUCGACACCGCGGAGAUGGCCGCCGCCGCCUAUGACGUGGCAGCACUGCAUUUCCGGGGCCGCGAUGCCCGCCUCAACUUCCCCGCACGGGCUGCCAGCCUCCCCCGCCCGGGGAGCUCGAGUGCGGACGACGUGCGCUUGGCCGCCCACGAGGCGGCGCUGCGACUGCGGGCGGCAGCAGCCCCCAGCCCCAGCUCGGCCCUGAACAAGGCGGCCCCGGUGACCGUGAGCCUCCCGCCGGCCAUGAUCGCGGCCAUCAACGAGUGGCCGCUAGACUCACCGACGAUGUGGAUGCAGAUGGCAGAGGCGCUGCUGGCGGCGGAGGAGUCGCCACCGGCUUCGUUCUCCUCGGUGGGCAGCGCUAACUCUUGGGACAAAGAGCUGUUUGGAGACGUGCCCAACGAAUGUUUGCUUUGGGAAAGGAUAUAGCCUUGAUACAGCCUUGAAGCCUUACAUUACACACACAGUACACAGAUAAUCGUGCAUCCAUAAGACAGUUUGUAACUUGAUUUGGAAGUACAUCGCGGGUAAGACAGAGAGCUCGCGUAGUGAUUUAGAUGUCGAAUUAACCGCAAUCGAUGUAACCUUUUUCUUAAGUAACGUCAGAAAAAAAAUGUUGAUUCAC